GCUUCAAAGUGUUUCAAUUCUGUAUAUUCAAGCAAACAAGAAAGCGUCAACGAUUCCAGUCUUUACCCACAUCCCUCGAUUGUGCUGAUGCACCCAAUCAUUAUACUCCCGUCAGGCUGAGACUCGCUUACCCUCCUUCUUGUAGACGAGGCUCUACCCCGCAAAGUGAGGUGCCUUAUCUGCAGCCAGCUUCGUUCCGACAUGCGUCUUCUCCAUGCAAGUACAAUUAGUCUGGAAGAGAUUUCCGAGAACAAGAUACCGCCUUAUGCCAUUCUUUCACAUACAUGGGAGAACGAUGAAGUCUCCUUCCAGGAUAUGGAAGGCGGAAGCCCUACGGAGAAAGAAGGAUACUCGAAAGUCAAAUUCGCAUGCCAACAGGCUCUAUCUGAGAGUCUAGAAUACGUUUGGGUCGAUACCUGUUGUAUAGAUAAGAGCAGCAGUUCUGAGCUUUCCGAAGCAAUCAACUCGAUGUUCACAUGGUAUCGGAACGCCGAGUCGUGCUACGCUUAUUUGGUCGAUGUGCCAUCAACCGAUGAUCCGAGGGCAAUGAACUCGGCCUUUCGCGCAAGUCGGUGGUUUACACGAGGAUGGACUCUUCAAGAGCUGAUUGCGCCGCUCAAUGUUCGCUUCUAUUCGAAAGACUGGAGUUAUCUCGGAUCGAAAGGUGCUUUAAGUCCAGUGAUUACUGAGAUAACCGAUAUCGACAGUGUCAGUCUCAGCGGUGGUGACUUACGUCGCUCAAGUAUCGCAAAACGAAUGUCAUGGGCGUCAAAAAGAGUCACGACAAGGAAGGAAGACAUGGCAUACUGCCUUCUCGGUAUCUUUGACGUGAACAUGUCCAUGUUAUACGGCGAAGGAGAGAAGGCCUUCAUCAGGUUGCAGGAAGAAAUCAUCAAAGAGUCAGACGAUCAAUCGAUCUUUGCUUGGGAGCUCGACAAGCCUCAAGCGAACCGCGAUCUUGGAGUCUUAGCUCGAACACCCGCUUACUUUGCCUCGUCAGGCGAUAUCUUGCCUUGCAAACCGUGGAAUACGGCAUUUCCUCCAUCAAUGACCAGCAAGGGUCUGAGAAUCGAGCUUCCUAUCUACUACGAGAAGUCAGAUCCGGAGCAAAAUGAACCAUACGGCAUUCUCAGCUGUCAUCUGGAGAACGACCUCUUCAGACUUAUGGCAUUACCACUUUGCAAAGCACAAACCUCGAAUCACGAGUUCACGCGGUCCGGGUCAGGUAACCUGAUACAAGUCCUAGAGAGAACCAGUAAAAGUCUCGAGCUAAACACAAUCUAUAUCCACAAGCUGCCUCCUCGCUUCGAAGACAAUCGACGAGAUAGCUUCGUGAUCAGAAGUCUGUCUGGCUUCGUCAGAGGCAACCGCUACCGUCUUGUCGAAGUCUAUCCCCCACAGAUCUGGAACGAAUCGCGCAGAGUAAUCUCCACUCGCUCAAGUUACGGCGAUCUGAUAGAAACAUUUGCCCUGAUGCAUUUCUCAUCCGACUCCGAGCCCGAUUUCCUGGUUGUUGUUGAAUACAUGCCCCGAGAAUACUACGGAUCCAUCGGUUCUGUGGACAUCGAAGAUCCAAGAGCGCAUUGCCAUCUGAAGUCUAAGCCUAAAGGUGUAACGUUGGCCCAGCUCCAUAAAUCGCAAUUAUUUUAUGUUUCGAAAGACGGAGACGUUGAGCCUUUGAUAUCGACGAAGCUGCCAACGCCAGAAGUCGUCAAAGGGAUCGGGUUGACGUUGAAGAAGGAAGAGGUGAUGGGUGUAGAGAUGUUUGUGCUUGAUAUUGAGUUGGAGAGUUCGUCUCGCACCUCAUCGCGGGCGAAUUCUGGGAAUGUGCAUACGUCGUGGCCGGUGUUGACAACAGAUUAGUAUUGGCCGACAUUUGUUUAAUUAUGAUUGUGACAUAGGAUCUCUUUUGGGGUAAGGCGCAUGUAUGGGUUUUCAGGUGUAAAUGGCGGUGGUGGUAGGUUUCAUGUCCUGGUGUGGCAUUUUGAUGUUAAUAAGUUUCCAAAUGAAAGACUCAAAGUAGAUAACUGCUU
Molecule: messenger RNA, 2033 nt
Organism: Mollisia scopiformis
Lineage: Eukaryota; Fungi; Ascomycota; Leotiomycetes; Helotiales; Mollisiaceae
Product: HET-domain-containing protein
Exons: 1
Coding region: 202-1863 (553 amino acids)
Source: RefSeq, a predicted model, not a curated record